GAGCUGCCCACCAAAGCGCACGCAGGAGCCAUUUUGAAGCGCUUAUUCAUACAACUCAUAAGGAAGGCAGGAAAAAAAUAAUUUACCAGAAAGAAGGAAGACCUUUCUCAUUACCUGCCACUUUUGCUCCGGUGCGCUUCCUGCGGACUGCAGACCCCAAGAGCUGGUAGCAGAACAAUGCCUGGAGCUGUCCUUUUCCUGGGAUACUGACCUGCAGCAGCCAUGGCUCUGAUGCUCCAGAGGCGCCCUGCCAGGAGGAAAGUUUGCUGGUAGACCUGCUUGUAUUUUGGUCGAGCGGAGCUGAUGGUGCAAGGAUGGGACGAGCUGCUCCCGGCACGGAUGCCCCACUGCUGACAUGCUGGCUACUUCUGCUUGCGCAGCUCCCAGCUCUGCAUUGCAUCGCAGUACACCUGCAGCAAGGAGACAAACCCGGUACCGUGCUUGUCAGGCUCGGAGAGGCGAAUGGCACCUGCACCCUGGAUCAAGUCAUCGCACCCAAGUUCGCCACGGAUUUCAUAGCACUGGACCUGUUCCGGAGAACUUUGUUCGUUUCCCAGGCGUUAGACUGUGCCCGACUGGCAAUCAACCCUUUCCCGUUUUUCAUUACUGAAGAUUGCGGAGAGGGGAUCGAACCACCGUACCAGGGCUUCAGCAGCUUCAUAACUGCCCGAUUCGAGGUGUUUGUUCGCGGCGAAAAAUGUUUCACCAAACGGCGGAGGAAAGCUGGUCCGGACAUUGAUAUCGUGAGUCUCUGGAAGGACAAGAAGCAGGAGCGCACAGCGUGUUUCCGUGGUGGGGACCACUUGCUCCGGGUGCAUAAGUUGCUGCGAGAAGCCCUGGGAGUCGUAUGUAGGUCGCACUGUCAUAUUGACAGAAAUUCCAACUUUUCUUAUGAGGGGGGCACGUUGCUGGUAUCCGCAGAUAUCUGCCUCACUCACGAUGCCUUUGUGGGACUUCAGCUCCGUUGUAACAGGUGCACACAGGAACAUUGGAGAAGAAGGCCACUCAAACCACUAAACGUCCACCUCAGACUAGGUCUAGGGUCGUCGGACGAACAAGACCUAGUAAAGCUUCUGCAACAAGCGGCAGGAAAAGGCACUAGAAGGAUUAGCAGAAGAAAGAGAAACGUGAACAACAGCCCCCAAUUCCAGCCUCCUACCUACCUGGUUUCAGUGCCGGAGAACAAGCCUGCUGGUACAACAGUGGUUGUUUUGAAAGCUACAGAUCCUGAUGAAGGGGAAGCUGGCAAGUUGGAAUACUCUAUGGAUGCCCUGUUUGACAGCCGGUCUAAUAAUGUCUUUGUACUUGACCCCCAUUCUGGGGUGGUCACUACAGCAGAAGAACUGGACAGAGAAACUAAGAGUACCCAUGUUUUCAGAGUUAACGCUGUUGACCAUGGAACCCCCAGGCGGACUGCUAUGGCAACCCUUACCAUCACAGUCAGCGAUACUAAUGACCACGACCCUGUUUUUGAGCAGCAGGAGUACAAAGAGAGUGUUCGGGAGAAUUUGGAGAUAGGCUAUGAGGUACUUACAGUCAGGGCUACUGAUGGGGAUGCCUUAGCCAAUGCCAACAUCUUGUACAAGGUAAUCAACAGCGAUGGAGCCAGCGAAGUGUUUGAGAUUGAUGCUAGAUCUGGAGUAAUUAGAACCAAAGGCCCCGUGGACAGGGAAGUGCUGGAGUAUUACCAGCUACUUGUGGAGGCUAAUGACCAAGGUAAGGACCCAGCCCCACGGAGUGCCACUACAACUGUCCACAUAACUGUGGAGGAUGACAAUGACAACUCGCCACAGUUCAGUGAAAAACGAUACCUGAUUCAAGUACCAGAAGAUGUGACUCCGAACACUAAAAUUUUACAAGUGACAGCUACAGAUCGAGAUAAGGGUAAUAAUGCCAUAGUGCACUACAGUAUAAUGACUGGCAAUACACGGGGGCAGUUCUAUAUUGAUGCACAGACUGGUAGUAUUGAGGUUGUGGGCCAGCUAGAUUAUGAAAUGAAUAAAGAAUAUACACUGAGAAUCAGAGCCCAAGAUGGCGGAAGGCCACCCCUCUCAAAUAUUAGUGGUAUGGUAACCGUUCAAGUACUAGACGUGAACGACAACGCACCUAUCUUUGUGAGUACUCCAUUUCAGUCAACAGUCCUGGAAAAUGUACCUGUUGGCUAUUCAGUCAUUCACAUUCAAGCCAUUGAUGCAGAUUCUGGAGAUAAUGCUCGUUUGGAGUAUAGACUGGUUGACAUGACCCCUGACUUUCCUUUUGCCAUCAACAACAAUACUGGUUGGAUAAUGGUGUCAUCUGAGCUAGACAGAGAGACGAUGGACUUUUAUAAUUUUGGAGUGGAAGCAAGCGAUCAUGGCUUUCCUCCUAUGACCUCAUCUGCCAGUGUCAGUAUCUCUGUCCUUGAUGUAAACGAUAACAACCCAGAAUUUUCUGAGAAACUUUACAAUAUACGUCUGAAUGAGGAUGCAGCAGUGGGAACUAGUGUAUUAACUGUCACUGCUGUAGACAGGGAUAUAAACAGUGUGGUAACUUAUCAGAUAUCCAGUGGUAAUACAAGAAAUCGUUUUUCUAUAACUAGUCAGAGUGGUGGAGGACUGAUAACAUUGGCAUUGCCACUUGAUUACAAACUAGAAAGGCAGUAUAUUUUGGUCAUUACAGCUUCUGAUGGCACAAGGUUUGACACUGCGCAAGUAUAUGUAAAUGUAACCGAUGCCAAUACUCACCGACCAGUGUUUCAGAGCUCUCACUAUACAGUCAGCGUCAAUGAGGAUAGGCCCAUAGGAACUACCGUUGUAGUUAUCAGUGCUACAGAUGAAGACACUGGGGAGAACGCCCGCAUCACCUACUUCAUGGAGGACAGCAUCCCUCAGUUUAAGAUCGACCCAGAUACUGGUGCUGUCACAACCCAGAUGGAAUUAGACUACGAAGACCAGGUCUCCUACACUCUUGCAAUAACAGCACGAGAUAACGGGAUUCCACAAAAGUCAGACACCACGUACCUUGAGAUUUUGGUAAGUGAUGUGAAUGACAACUCUCCACACUUUUUGAAGGAUAGUUACCAGGGUUCUGUUUAUGAAGAUGUUCCCAUGUUUACAAGUGUCCUUCAGAUCUCUGCCACAGACCGAGAUUCUGGGUUAAAUGGGAGAGUUUUUUACACAUUCCAAGGUGGUGAUGAUGGCGACGGGGAUUUUAUUAUUGAAUCUACAUCAGGUAUUGUCCGAACUUUUCGCAGACUUGACAGGGAGAAUGUACCCGUGUAUGAUCUGAAGGCUUUUGCAAUGGAUAAGGGUGUUCCACCUCUGAAGACACCAGUAAACAUCCAGAUAGCCAUUCUAGAUGUGAAUGAUAAUCCUCCAGUUUUUGAAAAGGAUGAGUUUGACAUUUUUGUGGAAGAAAAUAGCCCAAUUGGGCUAGUAGUGGCUAGAAUAACAGCCACCGAUCCUGAUGAGGGCACCAAUGCUCAGAUAAUGUAUCAGAUAGUGGAGGGUAAUAUUCCUGAGGUCUUCCAGCUGGAUAUAUUUUCUGGAGAACUGACUGCACUUAUCGAUUUAGAUUAUGAAGUUAAAUCAGAGUAUGUAAUUGUCGUUCAAGCUACCUCUGCACCCCUAGUCAGUAGAGCUACAGUCCACAUCCGUUUAUUGGAUAAAAAUGACAAUUUUCCAGUACUGAAGAAUUUUGAAAUAAUUUUUAACAAUUAUGUUACCAACAAGUCUAGUAGUUUCCCAAUUGGAGUAAUUGGAAAGAUUCCUGCAUACGAUCCUGAUGUGUCUGACACAUUAAGUUACUCUUUCGAACAGGGAAAUGAACUGAGUUUGGUUAUACUGAAUGAAACAACUGGGGAAUUGAUGCUGAGCCAUGCCCUGGACAACAACCGACCACUUGAGGCAACUAUGCGAGUAGCUGUAUCUGAUGGUGUUCACAGCGUGACAGCACAGUGUACCCUGCAGGUUACCAUUGUGACAGAUGAGAUGCUUACUAACAGUAUCACACUGCGCUUGGAGAACAUGUCUCAGGAAAGAUUCCUCUCUCCACUGCUCUCUCUGUUUGUCGAAGGAGUUGCAGCAGUCCUUUCCACCACAAAGGAGGAUAUAGUCAUAUUCAACAUCCAGAAUGACACAGAUGUCCGUGCAAACAUUCUAAAUGUGAGUCUGUCUGUCCUGCUGCCUGGUGGUGCCCAGGAUCAGUUCUUCUCUUCUGAGGAUCUCCAAGAACAAAUCUACCUCAACAGGACAUUACUGGCUGCCAUUUCUACACAACGUGUCCUGCCCUUUGAUGAUAACAUUUGCCUGCGAGAGCCAUGUGAAAACUACAUGAAGUGUGUGUCUGUGCUAAAAUUUGAUAGCUCUGCCCCCUUCAUUGCUUCUGAUACUAUACUUUUCCGUCCGAUCCACCCUGUUAAUGGAUUGCGUUGUCGCUGCCCUGCAGGAUUUACUGGAGAUUAUUGUGAGACAGAAAUAGACCUUUGUUACUCCAACCCCUGCGGGAAUAAUGGCAUUUGUCGCAGCAAGGAGGGCGGGUACACCUGCGAAUGCCGCGAGGAUUUUACUGGAAAUCAGUGUGAAGUGAAUGUUCGGUUAGGUCGCUGCAACCCUGGAGUGUGCAAAAAUGGAGGCACAUGUGUAAACCUGCUGGUGGGCGGGUUUAAAUGCGACUGUCCAUCAGGGCACUAUGAGAAACCGUACUGCGAGAUGACAACCCGGAGCUUCCCUUCUCAGUCCUUCAUCACCUUUAAGGGAUUGCGUCAGAGGUUUCACUUCACAAUUUCCCUCACGUUUGCCACGAAGGAGAAGAACGGCCUGCUACUCUACAAUGGGCGCUUCAAUGAGAAACAUGAUUUUGUUGCAUUAGAAAUCAUCGGUGAACAAAUCCAACUCACAUUCUCUGCAGGAGAGUCGACCACCAGAGUCUCGCCCUACAUCCCUGGGGGUGUGAGUGACGGACAGUGGCAUACUGUACACCUGCAGUACUACAAUAAGCCAAUUAUUGGGACGUCCGGUGUUCCCCAAGGGCCAUCAGACCAGAAGGUUGCUGUGGUAACGGUAGAUGACUGUGAUACCUCUGUUGCUUUAAGGUUCGGUAGUGUCGUAGGGAACUAUAGCUGCUCAGCUCAAGGGAUGCAGUCUGGAUCCAAAAAAUCCCUAGAUCUGACAGGUCCCCUGUUGCUUGGAGGAGUACCAAACCUGCCAGAAAAUUUCCCACUUCAGAACCGUGAAUUUGUGGGCUGCAUGCGUAAUCUUCUAAUAGAUAACCAACAUAUCGACAUGGCAGACUACAUAGCAAAUAACGGGACUGUGCCAGGGUGUGCAGCUAAGAAGAACUUUUGUGAGUCUAAUACGUGUGUGAAUGGUGGGACAUGUGUCAAUCAGUGGGACUCUUUCAGCUGUGAAUGUCCACUUGGAUUCGGUGGGAGGAACUGUGAACAAGUAAUGGCACUCCCCCAGCAUUUCCAGGGUAACAGUUUAGUCUCAUGGAAUAACCUUGCAACAACCCUUUCCUCGCCCUGGUACAUGGGCUUGAUGUUCCGUACACGGCAAGGCAGUGGCGUCCUCCUUCAAGCAGCUGUGGGCCAGUCUUCAACAAUAAGUCUUCAGCUGAAUGAAGGCAAUGCAUUGUUAUCAGUUUACCAAGACAACAGCCAUAUCCUAACAGUUGCGAUGGACCAAGUGAAGGUAAAUGAUGGGGACUGGCACCAUCUGAAAGUUCAACUGAAAAGCAGCCGAGAUGGUGAGGAGAGCAGAUAUAAAGCCAUCAUGGAGUUUGAUUAUGGGCUUCAUCAGGUGAUGGACUAUAUUGGCAUUGAACUUCAUGGGCUCAAACUACGGAAUCUAAGCCUUGGAGGAGUGUUUGGUGACAACGGAGAGGUGCAGCAGGGAUUCCGAGGCUGUAUGCAGGGCGUUAGAAUUGGUGAAACUUCAUCUAGUGCUGUGGCACUAAACAUGAACCAAGCCACGAAAGUGAAUGUAGAGCAUGGCUGCAGCAUUCCUGAUCCGUGUGACUCGAAUCCAUGCCCAGCAAACAGCUACUGCAAUGACGACUGGGACAGUUACUCGUGCAGUUGUGAUCCUGGUUAUUAUGGUGACAGCUGUCAAGAUGUCUGCUCUCUGGACCCCUGUGAACACCAGUCAACCUGUAGCAGAAAGCCAAGCUCGUCACAUGGGUACACCUGCGAAUGCCCAGAAAACUACUUUGGCCAGUACUGUGAGAACAAGAUUGACCAGCCCUGCCCGCGUGCAUGGUGGGGUCACCCCAUGUGUGGCCCCUGCAACUGUGAUACCAGCAAAGGCUUUGAUUCUGACUGCAACAAAACAAAUGGAGCAUGUCGAUGUAAGGAAAAUCAUUAUCGUCCCCAAGAGAGUGACACCUGUUAUCCAUGUGACUGCUAUCCAAAGGGAUCUGCAUCUCGGACAUGUGACACUGAGACUGGGCAAUGCCAGUGUAAGCCAGGUGUGAUUGGACGACAGUGUGAUCGCUGUGACAACCCGUUUGCUGAAGUCUCCCAAGAUGGCUGUGAAGUAAUCUAUGAUAGCUGUCCUCGGGCAAUUGAAAUGGAAAUCUGGUGGCCAAGGACCAAGUUUGGACUUCCUGCUGCAGUUCCCUGCCCAAAGGGAUCAUUUGGUACUGCUAUUCGGCAUUGUGACGAACACAAGGGUUGGCUUCCUCCAAAUUUGUUUAACUGUACCUCCAGCACCUUUGCAGAACUGAAGAACUUUGCUGACAAGCUGAGUCGCAAUGAGUCGCAAUUGGACACUGCCAAGUCACGGCAAAUGGCGCAGAUGCUGCAGAAUGCUACACACCGUACAGGAUUUUACUUUGGUAGUGACAUCAAGGUGGCAUAUCGUCUUGUCAGUAAUAUUCUGGAAUAUGAAAAUAAACAGCACGGUUUUGGACUGGCAGCGACACAAGAUGUCCACUUCAGCGAGAACCUUAUAAAGGUGGGAAGUGCACUCCUGGAUGAAGCCAACAAGCAGCACUGGGAUUUGAUCCAGCAUACGGAGGGUGGCACAGCACGCAUGCUGAAGUACUAUGAGGACUAUGCCAGUGUGUUAGCACAGAACAUGAAGAAGACCUACCUCAGCCCUUUCACCAUUGUGACACCAAAUAUCGUGAUUUCAGUUGAUCAUCUGGAGAAGAUGAACUUUGCUGGAGCUAAGCUUCCUCGGUAUGAAGCUCUUAGGGGAGAGAGGCCUGGUGACCUGGAGACCACCGUAAUUCUGCCAGAAACAGUUUUCAGGGCUGCAGAGAACAAACAUUUCUCUCCCACCAACACAAAGGCCCCUGAUACUUCUACCCAGGAGGAGGGUAUCACUUCAGCUAAGCGACAGAAGAGACACCCUGAUACCAACGGCGGUCCAGCUAUUGCUAGUGUGAUCAUCUAUCGGACUUUAGCAGGUUUACUACCUGAGCAGUAUGACCCAGACAAAAGGAGUCUCCGAGUUCCUAAACGUCCAGUCAUUAAUACAGCCGUGGUCAGCAUUACAGUGCACGAUAAUGAGGAACUACUACAACACACCCUGGAUAAGCCAAUCACUGUGCAGUUCCGGCUUUUUGAGAAAGAAGAACGUUCUAAGCCCAUCUGUGUCUUUUGGAAUCACUCUAUACCGAUCGGUGGGAUUGGUGGCUGGUCAGCGAAAGGUUGUGAGGUUGUCUUCAGAAAUGAGUCGCACAUUAGCUGCCAGUGUAAUCACAUGACCAGUUUUGCAGUACUGAUGGACAUCUCCAGGAGAGAGAAUGGAGAGAUUCUGCCACUGAAGAUCGUGACAUAUUCGACCAUUGCUGUCUCCUUGGGUGGAAUUCUGCUGACCUUCUUAGUCCUUGUCAUCCUGAGAUCACUGCGAUCCAACCAGCACAGUAUCAGCAGGAACAUGGCCGUUGCUCUUUUCUUAUCCUACCUCAUCUUCCUCCUGGGUAUCAACCAGGCCGACAGCCCCUUUGUAUGCACAGUAAUCGCAAUCCUGCUUCACUUUUUCUUCAUGUGCACCUUUGCAUGGAUUUUUCUGGAGGGACUUCACAUAUAUCGUAUGCUGAGUGAGGUGAGAGACAUCAACUUUGGUGCCAUGCGGUUCUACUACAUGAUUGGGUGGGGAGUUCCUGCCUUCAUUACAGGUUUGGCAGUGGGUUUGGACCCAGAGGGUUAUGGAAAUCCAGAUUUCUGCUGGCUAUCUCUCUAUGAUACACUCAUCUGGAGCUUUGCAGGGCCUAUCGCUGUAGCCAUAUCGAUGAGUGUGUUUUUGUAUAUCCUGGCAGCAAAAGCCUCCUGUAGUUUGCGACACCAAGGCUUUGAAAAGAAGGGAACAGUCUCGGGCCUGCGAACAGGGGUUGGAAUCCUACUGCUUGUGACGGCCACCUGGUUAACAGCUCUGUUGUGCGUUAACAGUGACAGCAUUAUCUUCCACUACGUCUUCGCUGGCUUCAGCAGUGUCCAGGGUCCGUUUAUUUUCUUCUGCCGAAUUGUUUUUAGUAAGGAAGUACGAAGAGCAAUCAGAGGUGCCUGCAGCAAAAAACAUGCUGACGAUCCUUUGGUCGCCACCAAAUCCACACUGGCUUCUUCCUACAACUGUAACAAUACGUAUGUGGAUGGCAGACUGUAUUGCACACCUUUUGGAGAAUCAACUGGUUCUCUGCACAGCACGCUGAGGUCUGGGAAGAGCCAACACAGCUACAUUCCAUUUGUUCUCAGGGACGACUCUGGAUUGAACAACAGCCAGGCCCAUAUUGCCCUUGGAGAUCCCAAUUCUGCAAUCUUCCAUGAAGCCAAGGACCAUCCUGAUGAUCGUGAUUCGGACUCAGACAGUGAUCUAUCGAUGGAGGAUGACCAGAGCGGGUCAUUUGCAUCAACACAUUCCUCAGACAGCGAAGAUGAUGAGGAUUACAUGGGGGAACCAUGCUGGGAGACCCUGUCAUCCCCUAAUAAUGAAAAGUUUCCUGUGCACAGUACUCCAAAAGUGGACAACAUUUCAGCACCCACAAAGCCGUACUGGCCUGGAGAGUUUGUGACGACAGCAAGUGAAAGUGAAGGACAUGUAGGGUCUGAGAAGCUGAAAGUUGAAACAGUGGCUAGUGUAGAGCCGCACCGUGACAAGCUCGGACAGCUAGAGGAGAAGCCGAGAGAAAUUGGAGAUGGAACUUACAAAGAUAACGCACUACCUUCCUAUCCACCAUCUGUCUUGCAACCCCAGAAAGGCAUCCUGAAAAAGAAGAGGCUCCCAACAAUUCAUGAAAAAAACAGCAUCAAUCGAAUACACAAUGAGCUGGCGAGUCACAAGAUGGGCCCAGUUUCUUCGCGAGCUUCUUCAUCUAGUGAAGGGAGUCGACCAGGCGGAGUACAGAGAACAAAGCAAACAUUGCAAGAACAACUGAAUGGUGUGACACCAAUAGCAAUGAGUAUUAAAACUGGAACAAUGGAUGAGGACUCUUCAGGCUCAGAAUUCCUGUUCUUUAAUUUUCUUCAUUAAAACAUAAACUGUAUUGUUUUUGUUAAAGCACCAUUCCGAGACAUAUACCUCAGAACAGAUUUGAUACUUUCAUCUGCACCACACUUUCAGCACGUUCUCACGUCCAUCUCAUUUCUUUAUUUUUGUUCUUCUUUUUGAUUGGUUGUUUGCAUUCCACAUGACAAUGAGCAGCAGCGAUGAGACCUCAAUAUGAAUCAAUGAUCACAUCCUGAUUGGGGAAGUACCUAAGGAGUGGAGAGAUGGCGCAGUCACUUCUGUCUCGCAUCACAAGGAGCAGAGCAUCAUACAACAGCUCGCACAGUGCUGGAGCAGAGCCUCUGAUUUUGAGACAAAAAAAUCCACAGGAAUAAGGCAUGUGCUUCCUUCUUGCAAGUACAAGUGUUGGUGUGAUGGAACAAUGUUUUCUUAUUAAAUAGUGCCAAAUGUUGCCACUGUAAAACUCCAUGGUACACCCAGAAUGGUGCCAGAAAAUGGUGCCAGGACUGCAGAAUCGAAAUGUACUUGAACCUGUUGCACUUUGGACUCUCGCAAGCAGAGCAUAUCAAGUUUUUUUGGUUUUGUUACAGUAAAACAUAAAACUAGUUUCAGAACUGACCCAUUUUUUCUUAAUGCAAAAAAAUUGAAUUUUAACCUUCAGGGAAUAACUGCAUCUGCUGGGCCAUUGGCAAGCAUGUGGCUAUGGACAGAGACGUUUCUGUAGACCAUCUCAGUUGGUGCAGAGCCUUAAAUUCACGACAACACUACAAAAAAUAACAGCUCGUUGCCUGCGUUCAUGGUGCUUGUAGGGUAUACUAGCAGUGAACUUGAAUAGAAGACACCUUUAGCAUGUGUGCUUGCUUUAGUGUCCAGUUUUCUAGCUGCAGCUGAAGUGUGUGCUGCCAGGAUGAGACAUCCUACAUUUCACAUUGCUGUAAAUGUUGAUGGCCUUUACUGCUGCUCAAAAUUCCAUGUAACGCUGGAGAAGUUGUCCUGCAUUUGGUGUGUAAGUGGUUACAAUCCUCUGAAUCUACAUAAAAAGUGCAUACAUUCAGCAUGCCAGUAACAAAUCAUUCAUUUACCAUUAAAGAACUGGCCAACUUCCAUCAAAGAUAUGAUUCCACAGUUUGCAGACUCACAGCAAGAAUGUUUUGAAAGCUGCUGUAAUGUGUUGUUCCUUUACAGAGUCAGUCUUCAUGUGGUAUAGGGAAUAAAACUAAAAAGUAACUCAUCCAUUGAGGAGUAUUUAUAUUUAUUUUUUUUUUUUUUGCAAAGGAUGGUACAUUAUAUAAAUGCAGGAGUGUGCCCAUAUAAUUAAUGCUAUAUCAAAUGUUGUAAAUGAAAAUAAAUGAAAACAGAGUGCAGUGUCUAAACGAUAGGACUCUGUUUCGAAUGUCUCCCUGUUUCUCUUCUCCUGAAGUUGCUGGUUACCUCUGCAUUUUUAUUUGACAUCACAGUCCCUGUAUGUAAGAUUGUCUCCUCUCCAGUCCUUUACUUGUUUGCCACAAGGCCAAGAAUCAGUUUGAAUCAUCGGCUGUUGUGAGUAAAGAUGUUGAGAAACCUGACUGGCCAGAGUUAAUGCAUACUUCUGUUAAACACAGGUAGCUGUUAUCACCGUUGCAGCUGUCAUCUGCUGUUUUCACUUUGUUUUGGUCUAUAUAUUUGAUAUCCUGUUGUAUACUUAAUAGCAGAAGAUUUCUUGUCUGAUGACUGUGCCUUGCGGCAUAGUGCUGAUGCAGUUAACUGUCAUCAGGUAGUGUUAAUUGCAGUAGAUAUUUAAUUAUUUGCAUGACUAAAAUGAAUUUCCUAGUUAUAUUUGUGGACCUCUAGGAUUCAAAUUUCACUGCAUGCACUUCACCAGUCUGCCUUCAUUUUAGCUGUGGCUAGCACCAAAGCUGAGUUCCUCGACUGAAACUGUGUCACAGGUUGAAACAGGGCUUGAGGUACCCUCCAGCCUGUAGUGAAGGCAACAGGGUUGCCAAGGAGGGUAGGUCCUUGUCGACUCGGGGGUGAGGCAUACACAACAGUACAGUAAUGUAUUUCUCCAUCCUCAGUAGAUGGGCACUGGAUAAUUGGGACAACAGCGGUUGAAUUGCUGGAAUAAGAAAGGCCGAGCUCUGCCUGUCCGACUAACGGACCCACUACUGAUCAUCAUGCUGCAUUUUUAUACGAACAUUAACUUGCUAAGCAGAUUCCGUACUGACGCACUGUGUGUGUGUGUGUGUAAACAAUGCCUUUCUGCCAGUUAGCCUUCUUUCUUUAUGGGAUGCUGGAAACCGCCUUCAGAACUGAUGCCUACAUGAACCUGCUUUACUUUAAACUGCUUUUUAUAAUCAGCUGUGAAAACUAAAGAAUUGUAAUUCAGUUUUAUUGUUAUUGGAGAGAUCAUUUUAAUUUGGCCUUGUCUGAAGGAUGGUUGAUUUGUAGUAGAACACUGUUUGCUUUUUGUAAUUAAUGUUGUAGUGACUGAUAUAUUUUAUAUAUAUUUAUAUAUAUAUAUAUAUAUAUAUAUAUAUAUGUAGUGAAACAGCAUGACAUGCAAAAUUAACCCUUCGAAGACUUGUCAGUCUAGUAAGUUUGCAACCUGCUGCAUGCCCUUACUACAUCCCUGAGGAGACAGAUUAAAGUCAAAGGUUGUACCUUUGAAUGUACACAGUUUGGCACAGAAAUUGCCAGGUUUCUCUUACUGGAAGGUGCUGCGGAAGAAUUCUUGUCAUGUUGACCUCAUUUGACCAGAUUGUGCUUGACCUUUACAGUGCAUUUGUCAUCAAAGUCGUGGCCUUUGCACACCAUGUCUUUCAUCGGCCCUUCCUUUUGGGGACAGUUCCUUAUCAUGUUCAUCAACUUUUGGAUGAUCUGUUUAGCAGAUCACAUGAUGGCUGCUGGGCUCCGACACACAUUUCGCUUCAGGUGUUGAGAAGGGUUGAAGCAGCAUUAAUAGAAGUGCAAGUCUGCCCUUUUGUGACCCUAGGAAACUAAAAGAAAGGUUGCCAAAUCCUGUGCCCCAACAGUGGUGAACAUGUAUGCAGCUGUAGCAAGGCGAGAGGUCUGCAGCUUACUUGUUCACCAUAUGAGACAGUCUGUGACUGAGAGUUCACAUCUUUCAGGAGUGGACUCUAUUUGUUAUGAAUGAGGAUAUUAGCUGCAGUGUUUGCUUCUUUAAGAAGCUAUUUCAGGAACUGCCCAUAGAGAUAAUCACCUUAAGCAUACAAAGAUUAGAAUCUGAAAACGGGCAGGGUCGUUGACGGCUGGCUGAGCUGCAAAUUCUCAAACAGUUUUGCCAAUUUCCCAACAAAAUUCAGUUGCUCUGAAGUAUGUCAGUGUCAAGGUUAGAAUACUUAGUUUGUGGGGAUAUAGUGAUAUAGCAGCACUUGUGAUAUAGAGAUUCAGACACUCCUGUCAGUAUCGUGCACUCCCUAUAAAAUGGCAUAUUCGAUAGUUUAAAAGGACAUAUUGAACUCAACAAAAAAAGUGUCAUUGUCUUUAGACUAGCUUGCAGCAGUUGUUCAGCCUGCCUGAAUAUAAUUUUCGGUUACACCUAAACUACUAUGGUAUAAGUAAUGUUCUUCAAAAUACUUUGUUGCAUCUGUGCAUACUGACUGUUGUGCUUCCCCCAAUCAGACUAAAGUCUCUUCAUUCCCCCCAAGCUGGAUAUCCUUGGUACAGAAGUGAGAGCUGUUUGGAAGGAUAUAUACAUAUAGGUAGCCAUGGAGGACGAGGGCAUUAAUGUUACUGUUCCAACCCUGUCCUUGGAGGGGGGAGGUGCACCCCGUAUCAUAAAAGGGCCCUCAGUGUCAUGCUGGUGCAUCUACUUUGAAGGCUUGCGCUGUACAGCAGCAGUUUGAUGCAUGCUUCUUGCUGCAUUUGUGCCUGCUGCUACUUCAUUGAGCGAUUGAGACACAACACAGAACUGCUUUGCCCAACCUUCAGAUUGGCACCCCCCAAGCCUUCCCAACAGACACCUGAGCCACCAGCAGAACUUGAGUCACCUGGGCAGCAGGUAUCCUGCAAAACAUUUGCCAACUUGAGUCACCUGGGCAGCAGGUAUCCUGCAAAAACACUUGCCAGCUUGGGUCACCUGGGCAGCAGGUAUCCUACAAAACGUGCCAUUGUUAAUAGUAAAUACUGGUGUAUGAACUAACAGCAUUAGGUAUUUUUCCAGCUGCCCUGAAUAAAUUUCCGCAAUCUUUUUAAAAGGUUUGAGGGGAUCUCCUUUAAAUAUAGGCCAUUAGUGUAGUGGGACUAACCUGGCUAGCAAAACUGCAUAAAUAAAUAACUAUGGUAUAAAACAGAAACUUUCAAGAAUAGGAAGUAAAAUGUUAUUAAUAUAGGAACUACAUUACUCUCUUGAUAACUUAUCAUUUGCAGAAUAAUAUAUAUCCCUUAAACCUAAGAAACCUUUUAUUUUUCCUCUUUAAGCAUGUGAACACAGGUAACAUGCCAACUUCUGUAUGCUGACAGUGCUUCAUUAAAGUUUACUUUUAUUUUGUUUUUCUUUCUUGCCAUGCACACUGGAGCUAUAUAAUGUUGUCGCAAUAUAACAGAAGUUUUUGGUAGAUGCAUUCAUUAAAAAUGUAUAUAGCCAUGUAUUAAUGUCUCGUAAAGACUAUAAAAUCCCAGUGGGGUGGGACUGUAUUUGCUGGGACAGAACCUGGGCUGCUAUCUCUUGCAUCUAUGCAUAUUUUGCUUGCAGUGUGGCAGAAAGAACAGCAUUUAUACUGUGUUAUUAGUUGAGUAUAAGUUUUGUGCAAAUGCAUAUGCAAAUGGAGUUGGUGCCCUUUUUAUAUCCAUUUCAGGUAAUCAUGUCAGAACUUCAAAGGGUUAAUUUUACACUGUGUAGCAUUUUUGAUUGACAAAAACACUGAAAACUGCUGGACCAUGUUAAUAUUAACAGCAAUGUACAGUUUAGCUGAUGAUGUACAUAUUCCCUUUUAAUGUUUAAAUUAAAUGUAGUUUUUAUUACUGGUAUUCUGACCUGAAGCCAGACCAUUGUGGGCAGAUUGUGCUGCCACAGAUCUUGUGCUAUUGCUUAUGGUUGGCUGCAUGUGGUCGGGGAAGGAGUGGCUAUUUACAGAAAACGUUCCAAGAAAAAGGACUUUGGUGGGGAGGGAUCGGCAAACAGGCAUUAGCACAAUGAAAAAAGAAAAUGUACAAUAGAACUGUAAAAUAUGUGCUUUUUCUACUGAUUUCUACUGAAAUGUUCGAUGUUUAUUUCUAGAAGGAAAAAAUGUUCAUUUGUUCAUUUUUCUAAAAGGUGAUAUUGUGUUCAAAGAGAAAGUAGUAGUAAAGGAAUGUCAUGGUUUAACAUGAA
Protopterus annectens (West African lungfish) is the source of this 14739-nucleotide messenger RNA. RefSeq names its product cadherin EGF LAG seven-pass G-type receptor 2 (gene CELSR2). The record is from RefSeq and is a predicted model, not a curated record. Gene Ontology annotation, cellular component: plasma membrane. The transcript has 35 exons. Gene Ontology annotation, molecular function: calcium ion binding; G protein-coupled receptor activity. Gene Ontology annotation, biological process: homophilic cell-cell adhesion; G protein-coupled receptor signaling pathway; cell surface receptor signaling pathway. NCBI's taxonomy places the organism in Eukaryota, Metazoa, Chordata, Ceratodontiformes, Protopteridae. The coding region runs from base 315 to 9452 and encodes 3045 amino acids.